Messenger RNA from Clarias gariepinus (North African catfish), 2206 nucleotides. It is a transcript of the gene ei24, whose product is annotated as EI24 autophagy associated transmembrane protein. Lineage: Eukaryota; Metazoa; Chordata; Actinopteri; Siluriformes; Clariidae. Bases 226 to 1248 code for a protein of 340 amino acids. The transcript has 11 exons. Gene Ontology annotation, cellular component: endoplasmic reticulum. Gene Ontology annotation, biological process: macroautophagy. The record is from RefSeq and is a predicted model, not a curated record.
UUAUAAUAGCAACUGAAGCUAGCUCACUGUGUGAGUGAGUGAGUGUGUGUGUGUGAGAGAGAGAGCUGAGAAUGAGUGUGUGGGGUUUUUGAAAUAAGGCUUAACAAUACAGAAGAUAUAAGAAUAUCGUGUAUAUGAGUUUACCGGGAUUUCCUGCUCCUGUCAUGAGAUUACUUCCUGGCUCACCCUCCUUCUGCAGUUGAUGAUUCUCCAGCUGGUUUGGAGAUGGCGGACAGCGUCAGGGCCUUUCUCCGCAAUGUUGCGACGGGGAUGAAGGAUUCUAUUCUGGGGAUCGCGACGAUCACGAAGCUCGACGCUCGCAUUCAGCAGAAAAGGGAAGAGCAGCGACGGCGACGAGCAAGCGGCCCGCUGGCACAGAGACGGGCGCAGAGUCAGGACCGUAAACAUGAGAAUGAGCCCAAAGUAGCGAGUAGGAUUUUUCAGUGUUGUGCCUGGAACGGAGGCGUGUUCUGGCUAAGUCUGUUUCUUUUCUACCGAGUGUUUAUACCACUGCUCCAGACUCUCACUGCAAAAAUCAUCGGUGAUCCGUCACUGCAUGGAAAUGUAUGGUCCUGGUUGGAGUUCAUCCUUACGUCAGUGUUCAGUGCGCUUUGGGUCCUGCCUCUGUUUGUGCUCAGCAAGAUCGUCAAUGCCAUCUGGUUCCAGGACAUUGCCGACCUGGCUUUCGAAGUAUCCGGACGCAAAGCUCAGCCUUUUCCGAGUGUGAGCAAGAUUAUAGCAGACAUGCUCUUCAACCUCCUCCUCCAGGCCCUCUUCCUCAUUCAGGGAAUGAUUGUGAGUCUGUUUCCCAUCGACGCGAUCGGACAGACGGUCAGCCUCCUUCACAUGUCUCUGCUAUAUUCGCUCUAUUGCUUUGAAUAUCGCUGGUUUAACCAUGGGAUCGAGAUGCACCAGAGGCUGUCGAACAUUGAGAGGAACUGGCCAUAUUACUUUGGCUUCGGUCUGCCCAUGGCCCUGCUGACUGCACUGCCAUCUUCAUACAUCAUCAGUGGCUGUCUCUUCUCCAUUCUGUUUCCGCUCUUCAUUAUCAGCGCCAACGAGGCCAAGACACCUGUGAAGCUCUAUCAUUUCCAGCUUCGCCUCUUCUCCCUUGUGGUCCUGAUCAGCAACAAGCUCUUCCACAAGACGGUUCAUCUGCAGACAUCUCUGACCUCCUCGAGCUCCACAGAGAAACUAACGUCUCCUCACGCGUCCCCGAUCCGCCACAAAGCUCCGCCUCAUCAGUGACCUCAGGCGCUCUGCAGACAGGAAUACGAUAUUGCAUUCUUUGUGUUUUAAAUGCAUUUUAAUGUCCUUGAGGAAAAUUUAUAAGGCUUUGUUUUAACUGUAAAUGACAAGCGAGAGCUGUGUAUCGACAUCGGACUGAUUUUUGUACCCGUCUUGUGCCAUUCGGGUGAUUUUAUAGGAACUACAGCACAAAAACAUGUUUUAGCCACAUCGCACCUAGUCGCUGCCCUCACUGCUCUUUUUACCUGGCCUUGUCAUUUCCUUUAUUACCCCAGCUAAUGGCUGCAUCUGAGUCGUGUUUGUGUCGUUAACGAUAGAGCAAUGGAACAAUUGAAAAGCCCUUUUAAUUUACAAAAUAAUGCCUAGUUCAUGCUUUACGUUUUUUGUUUUGUUGUAGCCUCUCAACCAGUCAGUCUCUGUUACACGUGAUGAACUAAACAAGCUGCACUUUUUCUAUAAGGAUGGUCCUGUUCAAUACGAAAAAUAUAGAGCUGAAUGCGGAACUCCAAUCAGAUCUUACAGCAAUCAAAAAUGACAACGAGGCUUUACGCUGCUGCUGUUCAUGGGUCAUGUCCGGACCUGUUGUUAAGCUCGAUAAUGCCAUGGCCAAGUCUAACCUUCAGUACAGUCACCGUCCUUCUCAUGAUAUUCAUGUAUCAAUCAAUAUUCAUAUAGAUGUCAUCUAGGAAUCUUAACAGGUUAACGUUUAUUAACGUUUGACCGAAGCACAUACAGUACAAAGGCCCCGGCUCGCGUCAGCAAAUCCACUCGGGGGAGAGAGAUGUGUGGUGUACUUAUUUUAUUUUAUUUUAUUUUUUGUUUGUUUUGUUUUUUAACCUGUAUGUCAUUAACGUAAGAAGUGAAUAUAGUGUUACCAACGCAGGUUGGUGUUUGUGAGUGAUUGUUUUUUGUAAAAAGUAUUAAACCUUAUUUCAAUAAAUUUGGUCUGUAUAUACAA